UAAAUAUAUGAAUGCGUAUGGUAUGCGAGUACGGCAACGCAACCGUGAACCGGCGCGGUGACACUGGUGACAGUUGACAUUAUCGACUACGGCUGGCUGUAUUUACGAACCAAUUGUCACGCAGCGUUGUUACAGGAGGCAAUUCCAGCGAAACUGACGCGAGACAGUGCGACGAUCAAGUUUAGCGACGCUUUCGUUGUCGGAGCGAGAGAGAGAGAGAAAGACGAUCGUAGGUCUCGCUCGUCAUGACAAACCACAUUUCGUAGUAUUUCCAUUUUUCAGCUGCUCCUGACGGUCGUCCUCAAUCGGAUGCGCAAGGGGCUUUGAAUUGUCACGAAAAUCGCUCUCUCGGUGUCCGAAGCGCCUCAGCGUACGCACGAGAUGGAGGAUGCGCAAGAAGAGCUGUAAUUUGUCGUGGACGACGUGAGCAACAUCAUUAAAGAGGCGAUCGAGGUGUCGAUAGGUGGCAAUACGUAUCAGCAUAACAAAGUUAAUCAGUGGACCUCGAACGUGGUGGAGGCGUGCUUGGGCAACCUUACAAAGUUACAGAAGGCUUACAAGUAUAUCGUGACUUGUACGAUCAUGCAGAAGAACGGCGCUGGCCUCCACACCGCAAGUUCGUGUUACUGGGACAACGCCACCGACGGCAGCUGCACAGUGCGCUGGGAAAAUAAAACCAUGUAUUGCAUCGUGUCAGUCUUCGGGCUGGCCCUGUAAGUCCGCCCGCCGAGCAAAAUCCUGCGCCUGAGAAGAUACAUAAUUUGGCAAUUAUGAGAUGCACAGUAAAUGCCAGCUUUCAGAGAUGAAACGUUUUGUUCUAUAGUCACCUAACGAAACUUCAUAUUUUUGCACAAAUUUGCAGAAAUUAGGGAGGUAGAGGAGCCCGAACGAGACUGUGCUCCGCUUAAAUGUAGUUGCGCGAUGCAAUGAUUAACGUGUGUGAUAUAAAAUCGGACAUACGUACGCAAAAUAGAGAGAGAGGGUGCGCUGAAAUAUAUUUAACUUUCUUAUAUUUACCUUUACGAAAAACGAUAUCUCUGUCUACAUUGUAACUUCUGUGAAAAAUAAAUGCAACCAAAUAUUGAUUCUUA
Molecule: messenger RNA, 1091 nt
Organism: Vollenhovia emeryi
Lineage: Eukaryota; Metazoa; Arthropoda; Insecta; Hymenoptera; Formicidae
Product: dynein light chain Tctex-type 1-like
Exons: 3
Biological process (GO): microtubule-based movement
Cellular component (GO): cytoplasmic dynein complex; cytoplasm
Molecular function (GO): dynein intermediate chain binding
Source: RefSeq, a predicted model, not a curated record